Entrophospora candida is the source of this 375-nucleotide messenger RNA. The record is from the annotation of a GenBank genome assembly. NCBI's taxonomy places the organism in Eukaryota, Fungi, Glomeromycota, Glomeromycetes, Entrophosporales, Entrophosporaceae.
AUGGUCAAUGACGAAAAAAUACCUCUUAGUAAUAUCAUUGAAAAUCCGGGACAACCAAAAGAACAUAAAGUAGAAGGAUUACGAUUAAAAUUAGAAUACAUUAGUGCCGAACGAGGAAGCUUCCAAAGUGAUGCAGGCGGAGAUACGUCUCGCAAAUCUAAAAAUAACAGACGCAAAACUCAAGGUAGAUUCACCGAUAAUCCUAAACAGUAUAUGCAAUUUUUAAAUUGGAAUAAGUACAUGCAAAGAAAAGACGAAGAUCACAUUACUAUCAUAAAUAAGAAUACGCAGGAUGUGAAAGCGAAUUUUGAUUAUGUAGAACUAUGCAAAUAUUUAGAUGUAAAUAAUCUUGACUUGGGUAUUCCCAACAUGUAG